AUCUCGACGUAUGUCUAUCUGUUUAUUAAAAGAUCGAUGUUUAUAAGCAUUCACGGGUCUGUAUUUAGAACUUGGAAGCGACUUGCAACAAUCGUCACGAAUUUCUGUUACAGCACAUUGAGCGCAAAUCCAGCUAUUGAGUUACGAAAUAUCAUCGCGCAGGAAACAAUCGGACCGGUCAAAGCGCUCACAUCACAGAAGGAGUCCAACAACUUCACGCCAUGGACAUCGACGCCACAGAGAAGAUAGAGAAGAGCGGACAAACAGCACCUCACGAAGACGACAUCGUGAUCGUGUGGCUAAAGACCGGAGUCCUGUUAAGUGUGCUGAAUUUUUUACUUCUCCGACUCCGAGUUGGCUUAAAGACCCAGCUGUGAAAUAUAGACUACACCGUAUUGCAAAAUGCUGCUGACAAUUAUAGACACGAGUGAUGAAAGGACCCUGGCUAAUUCACUGAUUCAAUGAAACGUGGCAAAAAAAUUAUUGUAACGACAAUAAUUCACUGGAAUUGUGGCGUGGUUUAAAUUUGCAAAAAAUUGACAAGAGAAUCCUCUGAAACCUCGUGCUGAAAAUUCAUUUUGACUAUAUUUAAACGCGUAUUAAAUAUUUCAAGACAUAAUACUCGUAUGAAAUCUUGUUUGGAAAAGCGAACCGAUUUUAAAAAGUUCUCUUAUUAAUGAUGCCAAAAUGAUAUACUUGUAUCGCAUUGGUUCUAUUAAAUACAAAUUAUCAUGAAAUAUAAGUCACAUUUAGUUAUCCUCUUCUCGGCCAAAUGCAAAAAAAUGUUCUUAGACUCUUUCUGAUCUAUAAAAUAUAAAUCAUAUGUACGAUGUUGAUAUGUGCUAUUUUCCACACCAUUUGUAUGUAUUUUUCUGCUUGUAUUACAUGUAUUAUACACAAGAACAUUUUGUUUAUGCAUAUAUGUAUUUAAUCUUACGCACUCAAUCUAAUCCCACAAAGGAAUCGAACACAUAUGAGUUGGGAAAAUUCUGAAAGUAGGUCUGAAUUUGUAGUUUUGAUAUAUUGCUCAACAUACAUUUUUAAAUCGACUUUUUCCUUUGACUUUACUUGCAAUUUUUAUGUUUCCACAAAAUGCAAAGUCAACGAUGUACCCAAUAAAUGAAUAAAUUUCUGUAGUAUAUAUACGCUGAUCAACGUUUUCAUUGUAUUUAUCUUUCGCUUCCGAAAACUCAGUUUAUGAACAACAUGCCAAGAUUAUUUUAGUGUGGAUGUUUUUCCUUUACCGUUGGUAGAAAAACGAAUUUCUCGCACUCGUUGGUGUUCGUUUCUGUUCUAUUUGUGAAACCGUAUGUGUUUCAUUCAUUUAAUCGUCGGGACUGCUGACAGUUUACAGCACUGCCAACUUUUAGCAUCGUACUCCGAAAAUAAAAAUAUAGUUGAAUUUCCAUUCACUCUUCAAAUAUAUCAGAAAACUGGUAUUGUUUCAAUAAUAUUAUCACGAAAAAAGGAAAAGUAUAUGUUAGGUAUUUUUGUCUAUAUAUUACUGAAAAUACACAAACUGUUUGAAACUUUGAAAACGUUUUCUUAUGUUUUGUGAAUAUUUUUGUGAGUAUCUAGAGUAAAGUGAAUGUGAAUCGUCAUAUUCAUCAUUUACAGUUUUUCAUUUUGUAUAAUGUUGUUUGAGGAAUAUUUCGAUGAGUCAAGUGAUCAAAAAUUAGUAUUCUUAAAUGGUCUUCAAGUGAAAAUCACAACAAUGGAAAAACAGGGAUAAGUUCUCUAAUUUCUAAGGGAAAUGAAAAAUGAACAGUUGAAAUCUACGUGAUAAUAGUAUUCAAUUUUUUUCUCUAAAUUUCAAAAUUAAUUUUAAAGUUUUUUAUUUAUGGGAACAACUAAAUUAGGAUAUUAUGUGUGACCCGAUGCCUCAUAUUAUUCCAACUCACUAACAUUUGAGUUAGAAGACAUUUUUCGUGUCUAUUUAUGCAAAUUAAUCAGUGUAUUUGUGAAUGCUGUUGUAUGCAAUUUACUGCUAUCUGAAUAUCAAUACGAAGAAAAUUCUUUCAUAGUUAAAAUGGUUGAGAAGGUACGAAAUUGUUUCUACAUUGUUCUACAUUGAACGUAAAUGACGAUGGCUACCGAAUACUACAUUACUAGUCGAACAAAAUUGCUUCAUUCAAAUUCGAUAUAUCCUUCAUCACCAUAUUUUAUUCAAUUAGUUGUUGCUUUGUCGGCCGUACGUUAAGAUCGAUCAGUUUUCUAAAUGUCAUUCAAUAAUUUGUGAGGAUAGAAAUAUUUGCACAGUGUCUUUUUACUUUUUACUUGUCCAUUGCUAGAAUUUUGUUGGAUCGUGACAUUUUCAUAGAUGUUCUGUUACAAUGUUUAACUGUUAAAUGACAGUAAAGAGUGCUACAAAACGGUGAUAGUGUUGGUUUUGUAAAUUAAUGAAAUAGCAUUGCCAUAGUUUAUCUAGACUUUUCCUACAUAGUUUUGUUUGUGAAUGAUGUCUACGUCUACUGAGUUUGAAGCAAUUGCUGAUAGUUGUGCACCGCGUAACGCUCUAUUUUGUUGUCGAUCGCCGAUCUGUUUGAAUAACAGUCCACAAUUGGUGCCAGUUAAAAAUACUCCAAUGGAUUCACAACAUCAAAAUGAUUCAACAAUUUACCCAGUGCGUGUCCCUGACUUAUCGGAUGCUGGACUGUACACCGAUUUGAUAACACAACCGAGAAAAUAUUGCGACGUAAACGGGAAAAGUAAACAAAAUGCUAUAACUGACAUGUCAGAAGGUUCACAGCCAAAUAAGAUGCAUCAAAUAAAUAAGUCCCAAUCGGCCCAAGAUAUUCGACAUUAUGGGGUUAGCCUACGUCGUGUAACACCUCCGAAAUGUACAGUCUCAGUGAAAAAAAAUGAUAAUCCGAUGAUGAAUGUUGUCUUACGCAAGGUUGAAAAAAAGCUUCUUGAACCACCAAAGCCAACUACACAUGAAAAGAGUCCGCCUCCCAAAAAACUUACUUCAGCAACUACUAACGCUGGUGUCACUAUUCUCAAAUCUAAAAAAACUCGAAUUGCUUCGAAUAACCAAAACUUAAUCGCAAAAUCGAAAUCUACAAAUGACGUAACGAAGAAAACAGAAGCCGAUUUAAAAAAAACCCUAGCAUUGGCAAAGCCACCGCUACAACAGCCACCACCACCACCAUCAUCAACCGUUAACUUACUAAAAACACAAAGACCUCCACUUGAAAUUCAUAAAAUUGAAGGCGAUAAAAUUAUUAUUAUUAGACGCGUCCCUCGAGCACACCGUCUAGCUGCAGACUGUGACCUAAAGCUCAAAAGCUUGCCUUCACUCUCCGCGGCACCCAUUAACCAGAAUCGCAUUUCUACGUAUGAUUUUCCCAUGUUUUGUGAAAACGAAAAAAGCAUACAACCCACAACACAUAAAUGUGUUUCUAAAUCCAAACCAAACAUGACACAGCCAACAUGUUACGUAGAACACUCAACAAUGAUCACAAAGCAGCCCGACAGGACUGGCACGUCAUAUAAAAAUGUCAAUGAAUGUUUGUUGGAUGCAAAAAGUUCCAUUCCAUUAUCAAAAUCUGCAUCUCUUCAAGCAUUCUCGAGCGGAAAUCCAUUUUCAGAAAACUUAUUGUCUUCAAAAUAUGCUAAAUCACCGAAAAAAAAGAACAAUUCAUCGUUGUGGACAGCAGCGGAAAAACGAACCAAUAUUUCUACAGCUAAUGUCAAAAAUUUGCAAAUUGUUGCUCCUGGCACAUCGUUGGCGCAAACCAUACACAAUUCCGGGUGUAACCGAUACAACAAGUAUGAUAGCGAAUCAUCUUCGGGUAGUGAUUUAAUUGAUUUGACGUCAAGAAAAAAUGUAUCGGUUGGCGAAAUGUACAAUGACGAUAUUGAUUACAUGAACAAUUAUUUAAAGAGUUUGCCCGACUACAAUGAACUUAAUAAGAAGAUCAGCAAUGAACAACAAAAAUGUGAAGACAUUUAUGAUCGUUUGCUAUGCAUAAACUCGUCAUUGAAAUCGAAUUUUUUGCCGAAAUCAAAUUCAUGUCAUAGCAUAGCCACGGCAUUGGUCAAACCACAUCAGUCCCUUUCCGUACAAAGCGGCAAUAAUGCUAAAAAUAAAAUAAUCCGCAGUUCGUCAAGUUCGGUUGUCAAUCACAACAUGAUAAGCAACCGCGGCCAUACUGGCGUCACUCCAAUUGAUUCGAUGAAUUCGAUUAAAACUAAAGCUUGCCCCAACCAGAUAAUAUCAAGCAAGCUACCGCAAGUAUCAUCGCAAACGAAACUCGAUUUCAAUGAAACGUUUAAAUUUCAAAAUACAUUGCCAAAGAGCGCAUCAAGUACGAGUCUACAACGUAGUAACUCAAAAAAGGGACUCAACGAAUUUUGGUCAGAAAAUUUAGCGAAGUCCAAUCAACAGAAGAUGGGAUGGAAUUACAAUAAAAUCAUGGCAAAUAAAUUAGAGAACUUCAAAUCCGAUAAUAAUAAUGUAACCCCAUCAAACGGAUAUAAACUACAAAAAAAUAUGUCGUUAUCCCAGCUGGGUCAGAGAAUUCAGCAGAAUGUAUCCCGAGAGGAACUAUAUAAUUUGAUAUGUAACAAUGAGCCAGACCGACCGUUGGAAACAGAUACCAGUACGAAAAUCAAUUGCAACAGUUUCUUGCAGUUAGAUGCUCCCCCAAAAUUGACAUCGAAUAGAUCAACACAAAUUCAUAAACCACAAUCGGUGCAACAGUCUUAUGUUCCAAUGGGAAUGAUAAAUCCAUUAGAAAAAAGUGUUUCACAGGCUAGUAUGCCCUCAACAUACAUACAGAGAAUGAAAAUGAAAUCACCAAGAAAAAACAACAUUCCAACAUUGUGUCAACCAAUUUGCAGAAGUACGUCAAACACAUAUGUUUUCAGUCGAGCUCACGAAGGACAACAAGAUAGUUUCACUCCAACAAAUUUAAUGAAAAGCUCGUCUAGUUCAUCAAUUUUCAAUACUGCGCCGGGGAACAUGACUGCUAAUAUCAAACUAAUAACCAACUGUAGUAUCAAUAACACAAACAACAUAGGCACAGUUUCUGGUCAAUCGAAUAAAUCGAAAGCUGUUUUAAAUAGUGAAAAUAAAAUAAACAUGAAUAACGAACUGCUCAAAAUACAAAAUGAGAUUCCGUUUCAUGAGACGUCAUCCCUAAAUAAGCGAAAUACAGAAAACAAAUUUGCGGCAAAAACAUUCAAUAAAUUUAAUAGUAUUUUCACGCAAAAUCGAAAGAAUCCUAAUUCAAAAUCUAAUAUUCAGAUGCCAAUAUUCACAAACCUGCCUUCUACGAUUUCACAUGAUACAAACAUAAAGAGUUCGAGAAAUUCUAUGAAUAUAAGCUCAAACAAAUGUUUAGAAACAACAUUGAAAUCAGAGAAAAAUAAUGAUAAAACAUUACCAACAAAAUUAAUGUCGCAAACUGUUUCUGGUCCACUGAAACUUAAUCAGAUGAUUGGUACUCAGUAUGUGGAAAACACAAAAUCUAAUGAGAGCUGUUACAUAAAAAACAACUCUAUCAUGGAUCACCAAAAUAAUUGUAUGCAUCCAAAAAUGAAUUUUACAUCAUCUAUAAUAAUGACGUCUACCGUACCUGAACUGCAAACCCUAAGAUUAAAAAAAAACACAGAUAGGGAGCUCACUGAAAAUAGAAAUGAACAAUAUUCAAUGCGAAAUGUUGAUACGCAUAACACCAACCUUGCUAGUUCAUUUGAUUCUACUAGUGCAAUCAAUUCUUCAACGAAUUGUAACCAUAUCAAGCCGGAAAUAUGUGAGAAGGUCUUUUUGCAAAAUCCAACAUCAAAUGCAGCCCAAAUACCAAUCCACCAACGAAGUAGUCACGAAAGACCAGAGCAGAUUUUUGGUACAAAGGUGACCAACCAAAUAUGUUUCUUUAUUGUUUUUUUCUAAACUAACUGCUUAUUACUGUAAUCAGCAUUAAUUAAAACAGUCAAUUUUACGCACGCAUUUUGAAAAUUUAUGUGAGCUUCUAUUUAGGCUUUCUGCAUCACUCUUGCCAAAAUAUACAAAAUAUUUAAACCAAAUAUGAGAAUAUAUCCCUCCAUUUGAAUCUUUAUUCACAAAUGUUCGAGUUUACAAAACAAUCGCUCUUAUUUCUUAAUUAAACUAUCAGAGUCUGAAAUUCAAAAUCCUAGUAAAAGAACAGUCACUUCUUGAUUUGGAAACGAAAAUUUAUCACAAAGUAACUACUCAUGACAAAGAUUUGUAUAGCAUUUAUAAUUCAGUUUAUUCAGAAAAUUCGUAUUGACCAUAGACGAAAGCAUUCGACGAUUCCCAACGUAUCGAAAUGGAAAGUCAAAGUAGCAUUCCAUUGAAUAAUAAAUGUAUUGAUUCGACAA
This is a messenger RNA of Sitodiplosis mosellana (orange wheat blossom midge), 6348 nucleotides long. Its product is annotated as protein PF3D7_1417600-like. The record is from RefSeq and is a predicted model, not a curated record. The transcript has 7 exons. Lineage: Eukaryota; Metazoa; Arthropoda; Insecta; Diptera; Cecidomyiidae. Bases 2456 to 5899 code for a protein of 1147 amino acids.